AUGUAUACUAAGAUUUUAUACUUUGCUGGUUUAGUUAGUAUUGCGGUGGCACAAUUUGGUUAUGACAACGGACAUGACGUAGCAUUUUCAUCGAGUCAUAUCUCUCGUCACGAUGGCCAUGCUGAGUUGGUUGGACACGGUCAUCACGUUGACUAUCACACGCACCCUAAGUAUACGUUCGAGUACAAAGUAGAGGAUCACCACACGGGCGACAUGAAGUCUCAACAUGAGACUCGCGACGGUGACGCAGUGAAGGGCGUGUACUCGCUGCACCAACCAGACGGCUCCGAGAGGACCGUGCACUAUCACGGUGACCAUCACACUGGUUUCCAUGCGGAUGUGAAAUUCGACACGCAUCACAUCGUUCCAAAACAUUAUUAAGAUUAUAUUGUACCUAAUUUUAAUAAAGGAUUAACAA
Vanessa atalanta (red admiral) is the source of this 418-nucleotide messenger RNA. RefSeq names its product cuticle protein 7-like. Gene Ontology annotation, cellular component: extracellular matrix. NCBI's taxonomy places the organism in Eukaryota, Metazoa, Arthropoda, Insecta, Lepidoptera, Nymphalidae. The record is from RefSeq and is a predicted model, not a curated record. The transcript is spliced from 4 exons. The coding region runs from base 1 to 381 and encodes 126 amino acids.